CCCCCCCCCCACCCCGGGAGCCGAGGCUUCUGGAGCGCUCGAGGUUGGGUGGCUGGGUGGGGGACGGUCCGCGGCGGCGGAGUGUAGCGAGACAGGGUCUCCCCGAACCCCGGUUACCCUGAGCGGCGGCACGGUGGCCUGGAUUGUCCUCUCCGAGAGCCCUUCACCCCCGAGAGGGAUUCCAGGCGGCUCUUGGGGUGUCCCCGGGGGCCCUCUGUGUUGAAGUGUGCUUCAGGCAUGGGACUGGCAAAGGCUGUGUGUGUGUGUGUGUGUGUGUGUGUGUGUGUGUGUAGGGAAGCUAUUCCCCGGAAUUCACCGGUCACCCCUCGAUAGAUUAGCCUGUCCCAAAGCCAGCCGCAACUUUCUUCUUCUUUUGAGCUCAGUGUAAAGGCGAGGGAGAGGGCACUGCCACUUUAAAAAUGGGGAAGUCGACCGGGAGCGGUGUCUCACGCCUGUAAUCCCAUCAUUUUGGGAGGCCGAGGCGGAUCACCUGAGGUCAGGAGUUCGAGACCAGCCUGGUCAACUUGACUAAACCCCGUCUCUACCAAAAAUAUAAAAAUUAGCCGGGCGUGGUGCGCGCGCCUGUAUUCCCAGCUACUCGGCAGACUGAGGCAGGAGAAUCGCUUGAACUCGGGAGGCAGAGGGUGUAGUGUGCCGAGAUCGCGCCACUGCACUCCAGCCUGGGAGACAAAGUGAGACUACGUCUAAAAAAAAAAAAAAAAAAAAAAGUGGGGAAGUCCGCCCUCCUGAGUUUGUGCUAAUCUCAGCCUCCUCCCCUCCUCUUGCCGGAGAGAGGGAGAGAGAACUUGUUUUCAUUCAUAACUUUUUCCCUUUCCUUCCUCUCCGUCAACUAUUUAUUCAGUGCGGAUUGCAGAGGGCGCAGCUCCACCGUCGUAGCUUACAAUGUGGCCAUCCCUGCGCUGGGUUCUUUCUCCCUGGCCCUAGGUGAACCCGGCUUUUCCUUUAAAGUAUAGACACAUCCUUGCUUAGGAUGAUCCAGACCGUGGGCUUGCUUUGGGCGCCCGCGUGGACGCUGAAGGCUCUAAAUGAUUUGUCAGCAAACCUUGGUGGGCCACGCAAAAAGUGUGUUGGAAAUCCACGGUGAUCAUUAGGAUGUGAUGGGAUUGUUCGAAAAGGAUUUCAGAUGCAAGCCAGGUUUCCACUGAUUGCCAGAACUCGAGAUCACUACACAUGGAUCCCCAAAAUCAACAUGGCAGUGGCAGUUCAUUAGUUGUGAUCCAGCAGCCUCCUUUGGAUAGCCGUCAGAGAUUAGACUAUGAGAGAGAGAUUCAGCCUGCUGCUAUUUUGUCCUUAGACCAGAUCAAGGCCAUAAGAGGCAGCAAUGAAUAUACAGAAGGGCCUUCAGUGGUGAAAAGACCUGCUCCUCGGAUAGCACCAAGACAAGAAAAGCAUGAAAGGACUCAUGAAAUCAUACCAAUUAAUGUGAAUAAUAACUACGAGCAAAGACACACAAGCCACCUGGGACAUGCAGUACUCCCAAAUAAUGCCAGGGGCCCCAUUUUGAGCAGAUCAACCAGCACUGGAAGUGCAGCCAGCUCUGGGAGCAACAGCAGUGCAUCUUCUGAACAGGGACUAUUAGGAAGGUCACCACCAACAAGACCAGUCCCUGGUCAUAGGUCUGAAAGGGCAAUCCGGACCCAGCCCAAGCAGCUGAUUGUGGAUGACUUGAAGGGUUCCUUGAAAGAGGACCUGACACAGCACAAGUUCAUUUGUGAACAGUGUGGGAAGUGCAAGUGUGGAGAAUGCACGGCUCCCAGGACCCUGCCAUCCUGUCUGGCCUGUAACCGGCAGUGCCUUUGCUCUGCUGAGAGCAUGGUGGAAUAUGGAACCUGCAUGUGCUUAGUCAAGGGCAUCUUCUAUCACUGCUCCAAUGACGACGAAGGGGAUUCCUAUUCGGAUAAUCCUUGCUCCUGUUCACAGUCACACUGCUGCUCUAGAUACCUGUGUAUGGGAGCCAUAUCUCUAUUUUUACCUUGCUUACUCUGUUAUCCUCCUGCUAAAGGAUGCCUGAAGCUGUGCAGGGGGUGUUAUGACUGGAUCCAUCGCCCAGGGUGCCGAUGUAAGAACUCCAACACUGUCUAUUGUAAGCUGGAGAGCUGCCCCUCCCGGGGUCAGGGUAAACCAUCAUGAUUUUUGGAGGUGGGUUGUACCUCCUGAACUUCUAGCUUUCAAGUUGUGGCUGUUAAAAAAAAAAAUCCUAUUAGAUACUGGUUUUCUUUUCUUUAGAAUUUUUCCCUGUUUCCCACCUUCUCUUCCCCUGUUCCCAAGGUCUGACUCAUGGAUUUUUCUCUUCCCUCAUGGAUGAUCUUCAAUAAGAGUGAACUGGGAAGCUGCACCUGGCUUCCACUUAGGACCAGAGCCUCUGCCAUCCACUUGAGAGGGUAUUGAGAGCCAGUGGGCUUCUGUGUAGUCUUUUUCUUCUGCAAGCAACUUUCUAAAGUUGUAUACAUGAACAUAUACACCCACACCCAGACUACAGUGACUUAGAGCUGUGGUGAUUAGGGUACCUUGGGAGCAGGGAAAUUGGUUUUUUAAAAAGCAACCAUUUAAUUGCUUAAAUAAGCUAUGUAUUAAAUCUGUCUCCAGUUAGGGCUCUCUUUUAGCUUUGGCCCCCUAAGUAGCAUGGGGGAUAUAUUUUUUGCCAUAACAUAAAAAUUUUCCUUUAACCACUGCCCUGUCUGUCCUUCUUGUAUUUCAAGGUUCUUUCCCCUCAGUUUUGGCGUUAUCUUACUCUGGAGAUGCCAACUGUAUUUUUUCUUUCUUUCUAUGUAAUUUUAGAUUCUCUUGACAAUGUAAAUCUUCACAUUGGAGAUAUAUUGGUUGUACCUUGCCCAUCUUCACUCUUCCUUCUACACCCCAUGCUUCUCAGCAAUUUUUUGUUGUCAUUGAGGGCACUUGGAUAACUCAAGUUGGUAUUUAUAGCUGAUCAGUCUAUAGGUGUCACAGAACUCUGCUGCCUAAAGUGAUCCUGGCUCCUUAACGGUCCUUUUGGCCCCCUGGUUAGUUAAUAGCUGAGUAAUUCUAAUCUCUUCUGUGUUUUCAUUGCCUUAACCACAAAUUGUGGUGCUUUUUGUAUAUUUUAUGUAUAAAUCACAAAGUUGAAUUCUGACUAUUUUUAAGACAAAAGUCUGUUAAACUUUUUUAUUGUAAAGAAUAUUUAUUAUGCGAAUCUAUUAUUUUAUGAUAUUUAUUGCAAAGACUGUUGAAAUGUACUCAUGUCUGAAUAUAACAAAAUAUCAAUACUUAACGGAGAAUAAGGUGACACGAAGAAAGUACAUAUGCUAACUAUAAUGCAGAAAAUAUAUUAAUUAAUGAAA
This is a messenger RNA of Callithrix jacchus (white-tufted-ear marmoset), 3338 nucleotides long. RefSeq names its product sprouty RTK signaling antagonist 1 (gene SPRY1). NCBI's taxonomy places the organism in Eukaryota, Metazoa, Chordata, Mammalia, Primates, Cebidae. Gene Ontology annotation, cellular component: membrane; cytosol. The record is from RefSeq and is a predicted model, not a curated record. Gene Ontology annotation, biological process: negative regulation of Ras protein signal transduction; multicellular organism development; animal organ development.